AUUCUGCCCUCACGGCAGCAGCCGGCUCCCAGUAUUCCCUGAUGCGGCGGUCUCGGGCCCACGAUGCAAUGCACGAGCUAAUGCCCUCACGCGAGACGAGAAAUGUCGCCGCCGCAACUCUUGCAUUUGGUCUGCAUGGCGAGCUGGUGGCGCUUUGAGCCCACAGCCACGCUGAAGGAUGCACUCCAUUGGCUUUAGCGAGCUGAGUUCACCAACAUGCACGUCUCCGCCUGACUGACUUGACGAACUCCCCUUGUGUCCUCGCAGCUGUCCUUUGUUGCGUGCAUAUGCCUGCGCGCUACUACAUCAUGCGCUUGAUUAACGUUUACAAUCUCAAGACUACGCAGUUUACCGAUGACAAGACCCGGCCGCGCUAUGCAAUAGCAUCCCACUGGCGCAAAGACGAGGCCACCUUCCGAGAGAAGCCGGAAUGGUUUCGCAAGAAGUCGGGCUUCGAGAAGAUCAAAAAAUUCUGUGCUUGGGCCCAAGAAUUGGACUUGUCGUGGCUAUGGAUCGACUCGUAUUGCAUCGACAAGAGCUCUAGUGCUGAGCUGACGGAAGCCAUCAAUUCAAUGUUUUUUUGGUACCGGGAGUCCGCAGUCUGCUUAGCUUAUUUGGACGACAUCGACGCCUUUCCGCCUAGUUCUGGAGCAAUCAGUGCCUCAAAACUCGCUGAAAGCGAGUGGUUUCGGCGAGGCUGGACGUUACAAGAACUCCUAGCGCCAAAAACUGUGUUGUUCCGAGAACGAACGUGGAGAGACAUUGGCGCGAAAGUCAGCAGUCGGCAACCAUCGUCCAGUAUCUCGAUCUCUGUAAUACUGAACAAGCAACUCAGCCGCGUCACCCACAUUCCCGAGGAAGUUCUAGACGACUACUCAAAAGCUACCUCAUACAGCGAUGAUCAGAAGUUCUCCUGGGCUGCAGGAAGAGAGACGACACGCAUCGAGGACCAAGCGUACUGCCUGAUGGGCAUCUUUGAUGUUUACUUCCCAGCGACCUACGGUGAGCGUGAUCGUGCUAUGGUGACGCUCAAAUUUGCGAUUCAUCAGAAGAGCCGGCGUGAUCUUCCCGGCACAUUUCCGGUCUCAUCAGCAGCCGUGCCUGCUUCCAGCCCUGCCAAAGAGGAUAAAAAAGGCGUUAGCAUCACCAUGAGUACUAUAGUCACCACCGGUCUUUUGAUCUACAACAUCCAGGGCUCAUCUGUGGCAACUAUAAUCAGCGACAGCAUGCAGUGGACAUUCUCACUCUUUUCCGGCGCUGUACCCCACUUUGACGAGGAAAGCAUACUGUCGAUUCCUCAUCAGAUUGUGUCAGGUUUGGCGACUGUCUCAGAUCAGGCCAGAAUCUCGACACUGGACAAGUUCGGAAAUGUUCAACACGGUCUCUAUCUUUCCACCGCCGCUACGCUUGGUAUUCUUUUGACAGUGCUCUUCCUGUUGUGGAGAGGCCGAAGCUUCAUUGUAUCUGGCAUGAAAGCUGUCUUCAGCAUUGCGUUUUGCGCGUUCGCACUAACGGGAUUCUUUGUAGCUUCCAUGUCAGCAAGUAUUAUUGUUCUUCUGGUGACAGGACCGAUGCCCAGGGCUGGCGGUCAGGGACUUCUAGUGGUCAGCGGUCUCGGUGCAAUUCUCGUGUGGACUUACUAUUUUGUCUCCCUUUCGAUCUCGGAGUGGUACACUAGCUCUGGGAUUCUGAGUGCAACAAAUGCAACACGUUGAAAUUCGUCGGCACUCGCGUACGAUUCAUCACGACACAACCAUAUUGACAAGGCAGCGCAAAGCAACAGCAGUCUUGGCAAACGCCACUUGCGGCGGCGCCGAACUGUCAGCAUGAGUGCCUCGCAUAAGCUGUGUGCAUCAAGUGGCGCGAACGAUUGCACAACAAAAGCUGAUCUUCUGCCAGAGCGGAUUACGAGACUGUCGCUGCAAUGAAUACAUUGCCAAUGUGUCUGC
Messenger RNA from Cercospora beticola, 1949 nucleotides. RefSeq lists its product as uncharacterized. NCBI's taxonomy places the organism in Eukaryota, Fungi, Ascomycota, Dothideomycetes, Mycosphaerellales, Mycosphaerellaceae. The record is from RefSeq and is a predicted model, not a curated record.